Messenger RNA from Taeniopygia guttata (zebra finch), 2659 nucleotides. It is a transcript of the gene PHF23, whose product is annotated as PHD finger protein 23. Gene Ontology annotation, biological process: positive regulation of protein ubiquitination; negative regulation of autophagosome maturation; negative regulation of autophagosome assembly. Gene Ontology annotation, cellular component: nucleus. The record is from RefSeq and is a predicted model, not a curated record. Lineage: Eukaryota; Metazoa; Chordata; Aves; Passeriformes; Estrildidae.
CGGCGCGGUCCGAGGCGGCACCGGAGGGAGCGGGAGCGGCACCGGGGGGGGCCCGGAACAACCGGGGGGGGCCCGGCGGGGCCGCGGCCAUGGCCGAGCCCGGAGGUACCGCGGCAGCGGCGCGGGGCAGCCCCGCAGCGGCGGCGCCGCGGCCGCCGCAGUGCCGGGAGCGGCGGGGUUGGGCUCCCGAAGCGCUGCCGCCGCUGAAAAGCGAACCGCAGCCCCCGGAAAAGCGGCGGAGAACGAUCGAGGACUUCAAUAAGUUCUGCAGCUUCGUGCUGGCCUACGCCGGUUACAUCCCGGCGGCCGCCGAGGACCCCCCCUGGCCCUCGUCCAGCCCCAGCUCACCGCGCCCGGCCGGGGGUGACACGUGGGGCUCAGCUCCGGCCGCUCUUCGAACCAUCGAAACCUUCGUCCGGAAAGCCAAAUCCUCCAAAAAACGCGCCCUGGCCCCGCCGGAAUCGGCCAUCCUGGACAAAAUGCGCCUCAAAGACUCCCUGUUCGACCUCCCCUCGCCCCAAAACACCCCGGGGGGGGGAGCGACCCCCCAAAAACGCCGCGAGCGCCGCGGCCGCCGGGGGGGGGACGCGGCCGUGGGGGGCGGCUCCCGGCGGGAGAAUUCGCGGAUUCGGGUGAAAAAGAGCAAAAAAAGACGCUGGAAAAAAGGGGAGAGGGGAGUUUUGGGGAGGGGGUCCCCCAGCGAGGAGACGGAUUCCGAGGAGGAGCCGCCCUCCCCUCCCCCGCCGCCGCCCCCUCCCCCGCCGCUGCCCCCCGAGGGGGGGAAAUUGGGGGUGCUGGGGGGGCCCGGGGGGGUGCUGGGGGUGGGGAAGGAAGGGGGGAGCACCGAGACCAGCAGGGACGGCGACGGCAGCGACAGCGACGCGCGGGUCAUGGACGAGGACAUCAUGGUGGAGUCGGGUGACGAUUCGUGGGAUUUGAUCACCUGCUACUGCCAAAAGCCCUUCGCCGGCCGGCCCAUGAUCGAGUGCAGCCAGUGCGGCACCUGGAUCCACCUGUCCUGCGCCAAGGUGAAGAAAAACAACGUUCCCGACGUCUUUUAUUGCCAAAAAUGCCGCGAGGGGCCCCGCCGGGCCCCCCCCGCCACCCCCCGCCCCACCGGCGACCCCUAAACCCCCCAAAAAAUGGGAUUUUGGGGCUCCCCGGCCUCGCUUCCGGCAGGAUUUGGGGGGUGGAACGCGCUCAAAAUCGGAAAUUUUGGGGGUUGCCACCUUUCCCCUGCGCUUUGGGGGUUUGGAGGUUCCUCCCAAAAAACGAGAAGUUUGGGGGUUGUGAGGUUCCCGAAUUUUGGAGGUUUUUUUGGGGGGAAGUCACCCUAGAAUUGUGAGGUUUUGGGGUUUGUAAGGUUCCCGCAAAAUUGGAGAUUUUGGGGUUGUGGCUCUCCCCGGAAUUGGGAGGUUUGGGGGUUGGAAAGUGCCCAAAAUUUGGAGAUUUUGGGGGUUGGAACCUCCCCCCACCCCGAAUUAUGAGGGUUUGGGGUUUAUAAAACCCCUGAAAUUGUGAGAUUUUGGGGCCAGCUCCCUCAAAAAUGAGGAGAUUCGGGGGGACUUUUACCUCCCCCCUAUAAGUUUUGGGGUUCCAGUUAAAAUUUGGGGGUGGUUUUGGGGUCCCUCAUCUGCAGGCCAGGAGGGUUUUGGGGUCCCAUUUUGGGGUACAAGAUUUGGGGGGCUCUUACCCCAGAUCAUGAGAUUUUUUUUUUUUUUUUGGGUCCCUCACCCCCAAGAUUGGGAAGAUUUGGGGGCGUUCCCUCACCCCAAAUUAAGAUUGGGGGAACCCCCCUUAGAUAGGGGAGGUUUGGGGGGUCCCCUACCCCAAAUUAUGAGAUUUUGGGGUCCCCUACCCCCAAGAACAGAGGGUUUGGGAGUCCUUCACCCCAGACAAAAAGAUUUUGGGGACUCCCCCUAAAAUAGGGGGAUUUUGGGGUGUUCUUUGCCCCAGAUCAUGAAAUUUUUGGGGUGUCCCACCCCCCAGAAAAGGAGAAUUUGGGGGCCCCGACCCCCUGACUACGAUUUGGGGAAAUCUUCCCUGAAAGAGAAGGUUUUGGGGUCCCCUGCCCCAAAAUAAAAGAGUUUUGGGGUUCCCUGCCCCGUGUUAUGAGGUUUUGGGGUCACAGUUAAAAUUGGAGGGACCCCAUUAAGUUCAAGAGGUUUUGGGGUUUUUUAAUCCCCCCAGGGCACCAAGUUUGGGGGUCCUGUACCCCAAUUCAUGAGGUUUUGGGGUGUCUCAACCCCUGUACAAGAUUUUGGAGGGGGGGUCACACCCCUAAAUUGGUGAGGGGGAUUUGGGGGGUCCCCUCACCCCCAAACUCCGAGGUUUUGGAAACAAGUUUUUUCAUGUGUGUUAUUUUUCUAAACGUUCCCUGCACCCCACUUUUUUGGGGGUGCCUCCCCCAAAUUUUUGGGGGUGUUUAGAGCAUCAUUUUACAGGGGGGGCACCCCCAAAACAGGAAGGGUCAGUCCCAGUUUGGGGGGAGUUUAAGGGAGGGAUUUGGGGGAUUCCCCCCACUAAACCUCCCCCAUUGGAAUUUGGGGGUCCCUCCCCACCUUUUAUUCCCUUCCCCUCUUUGUUUGAAGGAUAAUAUUUUGGAUUUUGGGGGGCUGCAGCCCCUCCAGUUGUAAAUAAACAGCGCCGUUGCUUCGUA